Messenger RNA from Nothoprocta perdicaria, 4846 nucleotides. RefSeq names its product collagen type XVI alpha 1 chain (gene COL16A1). The transcript is spliced from 71 exons. The coding region runs from base 35 to 4846 and encodes 1603 amino acids. The record is from RefSeq and is a predicted model, not a curated record. Lineage: Eukaryota; Metazoa; Chordata; Aves; Tinamiformes; Tinamidae.
ACCUGGUCCUCGUCCCCUCCGUGUCCUCAGGACCAUGAGGGGUGUCUGGGCCCUCGCGCUGGCCGGGCUGCUCAGUGCCUGCGAGGGGCAGGAGCCGCCCCCGGCUGCGGCAGAGGAGCCAUGUCCGCCGCUGCACGAUGAGAACCUGCUCGGGGACAAGUACGCCAACGUGACGGGUUUCAACCUCAUCAAGAGGUUCGAGCUGCUGAAGAUCUCGGCCGUCAAGAAAAUCCGCAACCCCAAGGGACCGCUGAUCCUGCGGCUGGGCGCCGCGCCGCUCGUGCAGCCCACGCAGCGGCUGUUCCCCCGCGGGCUGCCCGACGGCUUCACGCUCGUGCUCACCCUGCGCCUCAAGAAGAACAGCAGCAGCGAGGACUGGUACCUCUUCCAGGCCACCGACCGCCAGGGCUACCCCCAGCUCUCGCUGGCCCUGCACGGCCCCGAGAAGAGCCUCGAGCUGCAGGCCCGCGCGCCGGGGGACACCUUUGUCAGCGCCGUCUUCACGGGCAAGGGCGUCUCGUCCCUCUUCGACAGCCGGUGGCACAAGGUGGCCCUGAGCGUGCAGAGCCGCGCGGCCACCGUGCACAUCGACUGCGGCUUCAUCUCCUCCAAGCCGCUGGCGCCGCGGCGGGCGCUGGUGCCCGAGGGCCAUGCCCUGCUGGGGCUGGAUGCCGUGCGCGGGACCCCGGUGCAGUUCGACCUGCAGCAGGCGCAGAUCUACUGCGACGCGGCGCUGGCGCGGCACGAGGGCUGCUGCGAGAUCUCGGCCGGCGGGUGCCUGGCGGAAGCGCCCAAGACGCGGCGGCAGGCGGAGCUGGGGCACGGCAGCAACCUCGUCGAGAUGUCGCCGCAGGGUCCGGGCAGGCUCUUCACGCGCUGCUUCUGCCUGCAGGAGCCGCUGGGCGGCACGGCGGGCGGCACGGAGCCAGCAGGGGCCUUGGGGAAGACCAUCCUCAAGGGCGACCUCGGGGAUAAGUGCCCUCCCUGCUCGCCGCCUGCGGCUUCCGGGAACGUCACACUCGGUCCCCCAGGCCCAAAGGGCGGGAAGGGAGAGCGCGGCCUGGCUGGCCCCCACGGCACCAAGGGGGAGAAAGGUGACCGCGGUGCCGACUGUGUGCGGACGGUCCCCGAUGGCACCCUGCAGUGCGCCGAGGGCCCGCAGGGCGAGAAGGGGCAGCGCGGAGAGGCGGGGCUCCCUGGAGCGACUGGCGCUGACGGGCAGAAGGGCCAGAAGGGCGACAAAGGCGACGGGGGCCUGCAGGGCAAGCCGGGCCGCCCGGGCCGCGACGGCCGUCCAGGAGAGAUCUGCGUGGUGGGACCCAAGGGCCAGAAGGGCGACCCAGGCCUAGUGGGACCUGAGGGGCUGGCUGGCGAGCCAGGACCGCCGGGGAAGCCGGGACCGCCGGGAAUCGGCUUUCCAGGGAAGCCGGGCGACCCUGGUGGCCCCCCGGGACCCAAGGGAGACAAGGUGAGUGGUGACUCUGGACCCGGAGGAUCCCCUGGGAAGCCUGGCCCCCAUGGCGCCACGGGGACUAAAGGUGACAAGGGCGAGCCGUGCCAGCCGUGUCCCGUGUCCGUGGGGACGCUCGGGGCCGCCGGGCUCCCCGGGCAGCCGGGAGUCAGGGGAGAGCCCGGAGCGCCGGGCAAGGACGGGAUCUCGGACAGACCUGGCCCCGCUGGACCCAAAGGAGACAGGGGAGACCCCGGCAUCAACGGGAUAAAGGGCGAGAAGGGUGACUCGUGCGUGCCGUGUGACGCCGGCAUCCUGGCCGCGCUGCUGCAGAGCCCCGUGGCGGGGCCGCCGCCGGGCGCAGCGGCGCUGCCCGGGCUGGCUGGCAUCAAGGGCGAGAAGGGCGACGGCGGCCACCAGGGACCCGCGGGCACACGGGGGCUGCCGGGAGAGAAGGGACACCCGGGAGCCCAGGGAAUCAAGGGAGACAAGGGCGAGCCGUGCGGGCAGUGCCCGCCCGCUCCGCAGGCCCUCCAAGGGGCCACCACGGCGCUGGCCGUGCCGGGGCCACCGGGACCACCGGGCAGAGCGGGCAAACCCGGAGGCGCCGGUCCCCAAGGGCAGAAGGGGGACACAGGGAGCCCCGGGGACCCGGGCACGCCGGGCCUGGCCGGUGUCCCAGGGCUCGCGGGUGAGCCUGGCACGCGGGGCCCAGCUGGGCCCAAGGGCGACAAGGGCGACGCCUGCGAGUCCUGCCCCGUGCUCCAAGGGGAGUUCUUGGACGUGAUGGGCAUCCCUGGAAAACCCGGUGCCAAGGGGGAGCAGGGCGCGCCGGGCAUCGGCGAGCCGGGCAGACCCGGGAAGCCGGGCCUGCCUGGGAUCCAGGGCCCCCCCGGGCCAAAGGGGCUGCAGGGCGAGCGGGGACCGCAAGGGAUCGGCCAGCCGGGCCCGAUGGGAGAGCCUGGAAUGACUGGACCACCUGGAAUAGCCGGCCCCCCCGGACCUCAGGGACCCCCAGGCACCGCAGCAGAGAAAGGCGCCAAGGGAUCUCCAGGGUCCAAAGGUGCUGUGGGCCCCCCAGGGCCACCAGGGACCAGCAUCACGGGGCCACCGGGCCGUGAAGGGCAGCGGGGGCUGCCGGGGGUGCCCGGCUCCAGCGGGCUGCCGGGAGAGAAGGGCGCCCGCGGCGAGAAGGGAGACGCUGGCGAGUGCCUGUGCCCGCCUGGCACGCGGCAGGACGGCGGCUCCGUGGGGAUGCCGGGAGCCCCUGGACUCUGGAGCGGCGUGUCCUGGCAGCCCGGCCCGCAGGGACCCCCCGGAGCGCCAGGACCCCCCGGGCCACCCGGCGCCCCCGGCCGCCAGGGCAUCCCGGGACACAACGGCCUCCCCGGACUGCCAGGGCCGGCUGGAGACUUGGGGCCACUGGCCGUGGUGGCCGAGAGGAACAUGGAGGUGCUGAAGAGCCUGUGCGGGGACUGCGUGCAGCUGCAGGCCGCCCUCGUGGCACCGGCCGAGGACACGGGCGAGCCAGGCCGGCCCGGCGCCCCCGGCAGCGAGAGCUGCGCCCGCUGCUUCGCCCAGCUGCCGCGGGCAGAGGAGGCUCGGGGUGACAGCCCGGACACGGACUGCGUGGGUGAGCCUGGGCACCCGGGCACCCCGGGCAUCCCUGGAGAGAGAGGGGAGCAGGGCUCACCAGGACUGCGGGGACCCCCGGGGCUGCCCGGGCCUGUCGGCCCCCCAGGCUUUCCCGGAACGCCGGGCGCUCCCGGACUGCCCGGUCUCCAGGGUGAGCGCGGCCCCGCUGGACUUGCUGGCGCCAAAGGGGAGCCGGGACCACCAGGGCAGCCUGGAUACCCGGGCGCCACCGGCCCGCCCGGCCUUCCCGGCAUCAAGGGUGAGCGAGGCUACGUGGGCCCCCCCGGGGAAAAAGGGGAGCCGGGUCCCCCCGGCUUGGACGGCGUUCCCGGUCCCACGGGACCAGUGGGGCCGAGGGGCGAGCGGGGCGUCCCCGGCGGCGCCGGCGAGAAGGGCGACCAGGGCUUCCAGGGACAGCCGGGCUUCCCGGGGCCGCCGGGGCCUCCCGGCUUCCCGGGGAAAGCGGGGCCGGCCGGGCCGCCGGGUCCCGCCGCCGAGAAGGGCAGCGAGGGCAUGCGCGGCCCCACGGGGAUGCCAGGACCCCCCGGCCCCCCCGGCCCACCGGGCAUCCAGGGCCCCGCUGGCGUGGAAGGGCUGGAUGGCAAGGAUGGCAAACCGGGAAUGCGGGGAGACCCCGGCCCUCCCGGGCCCCCGGGGAUGAUGGGACCGCCGGGCUUCAAGGGCAAGACGGGACACCCGGGGCUGCCGGGACCCAAGGGCGACUGCGGCAAACCCGGCCCCCCCGGCAGCACCGGGCGGCCCGGCGCCGAGGGAGACCCCGGACCCAUGGGACCACAGGGCCGGCAGGGACCUCCGGGGCUGGUCGGUCCUCCGGGCAGUCCCGGGCAGCCGGGUCCUGCCGGCCUCGCUGGAGUGGGAGCGAAGGGCGAGCGGGGAUCCGCAGGAGACCGAGGGCUGCCGGGAAUGCCGGGAGCACCGGGGCCGCCAGGACACCCCGGCCCGCCGGGAGAGAUGGGGCCUGACGGACCAGUCGGCAAAGAGGGCCCCCCAGGAAAGCCGGGCUCCGCGGGACCCGCCGGACAGAAGGGCGAAGCCGGCUCUCCGGGCGAGAGGGGCUACCCUGGCGAGAAGGGCCGCGCCGGAGCACCGGGGGGGCCCGGCAAGAGCGGCUCCAUGGGGCUGGUGGGACCGCGGGGUCCCGCCGGAGAGAGGGGGCCCCCCGGCGCGCCGGGGCCCGCGGGCAGCCCGGGGGUGCCGGGACCCCCGGGGAUGAUGGCGGACGCCGUCAACUACGACGAGAUCAAGCGCUUCGUGCGGCAGGAGCUGAGCAAGAUGUUUGAUGAGCGCAUGGCCUAUUACACCUCCCGGAUGCACUUCCCGCUGGAGACGGUGUCGGCGCCGGGACGGCCGGGCCCGCCGGGCAAGGACGGGCUGCCGGGGCGGCCGGGGCCGCCGGGCUCGCCGGGGCUGCCGGGGCAGAUCGGCCGCGAGGGCCGCCAGGGCGUGCCGGGCGCGCGAGGAGAGCCGGGCGCCAAGGGCGAGAAGGGCGAGAAAGGAGUCGGCAUCAUGGGCGACAGCGGCCCGCCGGGCCCCCCAGGGCCGCAGGGGCCGCCGGGCUACGGCAAGACGGGCCCGCCGGGCCCGGUGGGGCAGCAGGGGGUGCCGGGGGUGCCGGGCCCGCCGGGCGCCGCGGGGCAGCCGGGCAAGGCGGGCGAGUGCAGCCCUGCCGCGUGCCUGGCCGCGCUGCCGCCCGAGCAGCCGCUCUUCCCACCCAAGAACCUCAAGGGCCCCUUUGGGUGA